AUGCCGAAAGUGUCGAUCGCCGGGAAUACAGAGAUAUUCGAUGGGAAUGAGGGAGCGGGGCAGGCGCGGUCUGUUUGAACAAAGAUUCCUGCAGGAACGAACUUUCGAAUUUAUCUUUCACAGAGCAAACGAUGCACUGGUUCGCCCAAAUCGGAGGUGACGAGGCCUCGCCCGAUUCGUCAGGUAAUAAUCAGUUUGGUAAAUAAUGGACAGUGUGCUUUGCCAAACUCAUCGCGAUGUUUGCGCCGAGUUUAACUUGCGCGUUGCGUAAUGCGUGCGUAUUAAUAGUAAUCCGUCGAAAUUGGAAACGACCGCCGUUCCAUCAGUCGCCGGUAUUUACAAGCACGCCGCGUUAACCGAGUUUCUUUGAGUGUGCCUUUUUUGCGUCGACAAAUGUUAACCUCUUGUUAACAGAAAUUAAAGAACUAACAAGAAAAGUUAAAAUCAACGAAAUGUGUGUGUAUGUGUGUAAGAUUCUUACUAUGUUAAAAGAAAACUGAAUUUUCCAAAGCAAACAAUAAAAUAUUCAAAUUUUCUGGCUGUGAGUUGCUCGAAGCGAUUUUUGCAAUCUCUUAGUCUGGAGGUGGCUAACUGGCGGCUUGCGGGCCCCUCUACUUUUCUGAUCGCUAGCGUUACCCCCUCCACUGCAUUGAAACUUCUCUAAUAAGCAAGUGGAGGGGCCAAAAGCUCUCAAGCCGCCAGUUAGCCGGCUCAGUCUGUGCGAUUGUUUGAUAAAAAUGAAUUUAAUAACAUUGUAACAAUGUAGAUAUAAACACCUAACAAGUUGCCUGUUAAUUAAUCAAUUUCAGUUUCUUUCUCGUCAGAAACAGAGACCCCUCUCCUCAUCAAAACUGUAAAAUCACCGUUCCGCGUCGAGUGUUUCAAAGCGUGGAAAAAUGGAAUCGAGAAAAAAAAAAAAAAAAAAAAACGACGGGAACGUGAGCUCGUGGCAAUAAAUCGAGCAUCUGCAUCCCAAGGAAGCGGAGCCGCGCCUUUUACGGCGCCCUAUUUUUAAUAAUCGUAUUAGCCGGGCGAAAGAAACACGUUGAUAUCACGGAAAAUGGGCAGCUUUUCUUCGAUAAAACCGUACGCAGAUAGGCGAUCGAAUGGAGAAUUUAUUACUUGAUAAAACAGCUGCGCGCACAGGCGAGAAAGGAACGUUCGACUCGACUCGCAAAAAUUGAUUAUCUCUUUACGAGAGAGGUGUAAUCGAAUAUUUUUACGACAAAAUUUUCUCUCUUUUGCGAUUCUAUUUCGUUAAUUUCGUUUGGUCCACUACUUUCAGACUUGGUCCCUUUGAUUAACCCUUUGCGAUCCUAUAUCGUGUCUGGCUCGACAAUGCAUAUCGUUUCAAUUUUUUUCGUCGAGACUAAUAGAGAGAAAAUAAAGAGUUGCGCCGUCGUACGUUUUGACUCGGUCGUGGCUUUCGAAAGAAAUUGAUUAUCAUUCAGUGAUUUCAAAAUUCAGCUCAAAAAUUUCGAUUUAGUGAUCGGACCACAACGUGCAGCGACAACGAAUUUGAAAGUAUUGAUUAUACGAUUGAUAUUGAACGUGAAUUUCAAACAGUAAUUAUUCAUUAUGAAAAUGAAAAGAUUCAGGCAAAGUUAGCUAAAGUGUUAUUCAAUAUAAUUAUCUGCUUAUAAGUAUGUCGUCUUGUUCGUAAGCCUGUGUAAGUGUUUCGCAAACUGGCCGAUACCAAGCGGAUCAUCGGUAAGUUAGUCUGAAAUCAGCGUGGACCGGCUGAAUACACGAAACAGUCGAAUAUAGCACGAACUAGUUGAAACGAGAUGACGAAAACUGCGCGAUGACCGCAAAGGGUUAACGCUCCUAACGUGUUUCGUUAGAACACAGAAAUGUCACAAAAAAAUGUUAGACACGACGUCGAUUGCAUGAAGCAUGUUUGUCCGAAUCAGUGUUGUCAGUGAGUGCCGCGAUAUCGCUUUGAAGACUUGCAUUUUGUGUGUAACUGUGGCGUGUCCGCCCCGCAGAGCCGCAUGCUUGCAGUGUGCCGCGAUUACGCGUGUUCUGCUCGUAUAAUCUACCCGAAUCUCACGUGCGUACGCACAUAUUCUCGCUUUCUUCUCGACAGAUGUGAAGCGCCGGCAAAGUCUCUACGACGAGGACUCCCUCGACGGCGAUCAUCCUAGCGAGAACGAAGGUAUCACGUUUUCAAGGGCAGUGGCCGAGACUAGCUUUUCCAAUAGAUCACACGAGAAACUUUGAACUUUUUCCCUCUUUUGUCAAGUAGUACAUACACAAUUGUUAGAAGUCGAGCUUUUAUUCUCGCGACGGUAACGCGAGAAAGAUUGUAAAUAACGGGGGGGGGGGAUUUUAUUCGUGGAUUUGUCAAAUCGCUCGAAACGAGCAGUCCUCCUUUACUAUCGUGAACUGUCUGGGAAACGAUAAUAUUUCGAACGUCCACGCGAAACGCGAAGCUCGCACGAGACGAGACGAAGUGAUCGAGCGUUGGUGGUUGUUCUCAGGACGGGAGUCGACGGGAAGCGCGAAAGACGUGGACAGGGCGAAGCUCGUCCGUGAGAGACAGAACGAGGAACGGCAGCGGAAGUUGGAAGAGCUGAGACAGCAGGCCAUCGCUGCGCAACGCUUCCGGGAACAACGGGAAGAGGAACGCCGAAGGCGCAUCGACGAGCUCAAAUCGCGCGACAACGACAGACGAAAUCAAGUCGGCGAGAGGAAACGGUUGAUAUGCGAGGCGGAAAGAGAACGAAGGGAGGCGAUUCUCCGAAAGAAUCAGGAGCGAGAGGCGCGCAUCGAGGCGAAGAAAAAGAACGAGAGAUCGCACAUCGUGUUCGCGUUCGGCAGCUCCACGCCGAGGAUGUUGGAACCGGCCGACACCGGUGGCUCCACUUUCUGGGGAACGCGUCGGGCAACUUCCACCACCAACGUGAUGAUGUUCUCGGCCGCACAACCGUUGACAAGGAGAUCCUCCGAGAGAGAGCUCGACGGCAGCAAGAAACGAGCCACGUCCGCUGGUGGGCUCGACCGAAAGCCUGGCGAAGAUAUGAGAAUGUCCUCGUCCAUGUACGAGGUGUUCAAUUGGAAUUCUAGCCCCGAUCCUCCCUUAACCCCUGCCAAACAUAAGAGAGCCAGCCUCUCUCUGCCUCCUACAACUGACAUCUUUGCCAUCGAUGAUAAGUCUGAUAGCGACACUAGGCGUCCGAUGAUCCAACGGGCUGCCAGUGGUGAAGAAAGCGACGGAACACCGGGAACCCCUAGCUCGGUUUAUCUGCGGGUGAACAGGAGGCGUACGGACCUGAUGCCGACGAUACCAUCGCCGCGUGACGGACCGCCAUCGUCAGGGCGUAGUUCGAGCGCGAAGGCCUUCACACGUUCGCCAGGUAGGACUUACUCCAUGUCCAGGCUGGACCAACUGGCGCAGCCUAGGAAACGUCCGACAGAACUUAGCACACUGACGGAACAGCAAAGCCAGCCUCUGAGCGCUUCUAGCAUGAGUCGCAGCAUGUCACAUUUAGCUGCGUCCGGAGGCAAGAGCCUCAAACGCUCAGAUAACUCUCGUAGCAUGGGUACGUUGCCAGGCGCGGUCCCGAUGCCGAGACCAACCAGGGCCGAGAGACUCCGUCGCAAAGCCCGCGAGCAUCAGAACCAACAGCAACAAGGCAUCCGCAGCGGGGAGGUGACACCGAACAGCCCAUCACGACCGCACAGCUCCAUGAGUCAGCAAAGCGCCAGCAGUGUGGGCAGCAGUAACGUCAAUCUGCGUCCUCGUACAGCUGCCCCGCGUCGACCGCGACCUGCUUCUAUUGCCGGUACCGGUGUUUCGGUCACAGAACGACACAAUCUAGCGAGCGAGCCGAAGACGACGAAGGAUUCGAAGCCGCCACUGCCAAAGGUCCACAGCACUCCAAAGAAAACGUCUACGCCGAAGGCGACGGAGAUCAGGAAACCGACGGAGAAGCUGGUGAAGAACGCGAAGGCUUCGCCGCGGAUAACCCCGAAGGCGACGCCGCUGCAGAGCCCUGGUGCCGAGAACGCUCCGUUGAUCCGCGGCAGCACCGGCGAGAUAAUAAAAAGCGAGGUGAAAGAGGAUGCGAAAUCGGAGGACAAACACCAAGAGGAGAAGAAAGACCAGGGCACCGAGAAAACACAAGACGAGACUAGCCUGAAUCAGGAGAAUCAAUCGGCCGCGCGGUCUCACGAGACGCCCAAAGCUACGAAGAAGGAAGCCGAGGCCAAGUUCGAGAGCAACGCGGAAGAACAGGUCGACAUGUCAGCCUCGAUGAUUGCAAAAAUCCGGAUCACCACGGAGGAGGAAGCCAAGGCAGCUAUAGCCGAGCGUAGAAGAUUAGCCAGAGAACAGGCUGAACGAGAGGCGGAGCUUGAACGUCAGCGACAGGUGCGCUUUCCAACAGCCUGCCUGUAUAUAAAAGCGGCCGCAUUGUUCGCGAAAAGAGGGGACCACACCUCAUUUGGAGAAAUCUUUUUGCAGGAGGAGGAAGCCCGUUUAGAGGCCGAGAGAUUGCGCGCCGAGGAAGAAGAACAACGCCGUUUGGAGGAGGAGACGCUUCGUUUGGCUAAUGAAGCUCGAGAAGCCGAGGAACAGAGACUGAGACUGGCGAUCGAGGAGGCGAAGCGUCGCGAGGAGGAGGACAGGAGAAGAAGAGAAGAGGAGGCUCGUCAGAAACAGGAGAAAGAAGAGGCUGAGCGGAAAGCGAGGGAAGAAGCGGAGAGACAACGGAUCGAAAUGGCGGAACGCCUUAAGAGGGAAGAAGAGGAGAGACUUGCUAGACGUAAACGGGUCGAGGCGAUCAUGCUUAGAACUCGAGGCAAGAACCAGAGUAACACACCUACAAAGGGCGAGGGUGGUGAUGGCGAUAAAUUGAAAGAAGACAGUCCGAGCGAUGAGAAUAAAACAGCGCCAGGUAGCAAAGUUGAAGAUGUUAUGACAGCCAGUCUGAUAUCCGAAGCGACUCAACAGUUCAUUAGCGGGGAGCAGCGAGCUCAUCACACGGAAAACAAUACGACUACGGACAUUGUGCAUAACGGCACGCAUAGUAACGGCAUUAAUGAAAGUAAAAUUGUAUUGGAUAAUAAUCAGGGUAAUGUGGAAGGAGAACUGAAUGGUCAUCAUACAAAUCACGGAAACGGUAUCAACAGUCAAUCAAUUACAUUGGAUAAUGCAACCGUCAAACAAAACAACGUGACCAACAACCUGUUAGACCUAACGGAAUUCGACUCUCUCAGUAAUAGCAGUAGUGGUCCAAUACUCCAACUGACAUCCAAUCUGGCCAACGAAGACACCCUCAACUCGAACCUAAAUCCAGCAGCUAUACCUUUCACUCCAAUGGCCAACACAUACAUGCCCACCGCAGCUAAUGCCAAUGUAAAUCCGUUCCAGGAUUCGUUCAUGAAUAACAAGCCACAAGAUAAUAGUCAAGUACCAGGUACGUGUGUGCGUGUUACCAUCGCGUGAUUAUAUCUGAGAUCUGUAUGUAUAUAUCAUGUACAAUGUGAACGUAUUUUAUAAUCAUACCACUGUUCUUGAUCUGCAGAUCUUUUAUCAUAAUGCGCGUAUUAAACAUUCUGGGGGAAUGGAAGAGGAACGGAUUCAUUGGAUAUUCAGAGAUAUACCAUGUUGCUUUGCAGCGAGUAAUAGGUGUAACGAGAUAUUCGAGGCGAGCCGUCAUUUAUGAGAUAAUGUAAAUAAGCGCUAUCGAUGUGUAGAAAAUGCGGGGGGCACUACGUCAAAAAAAAAGGGAAUGGAAAGAUAAAAAUAAAGAUGAAGACUACUUUGUCCUUAAAACGUCACGAGAAAUGUAAAAUAAUAUAUAAUGUUAAUUAAUAAUAUUAUGUAACAGCAAAUAGGCACUCAGUCCGUUAUAGUAUGCUAUUAGAUGUAAAUCUAAUCUUUUUUAGAAGACCUUUGA
Molecule: messenger RNA, 5906 nt
Organism: Heterotrigona itama
Lineage: Eukaryota; Metazoa; Arthropoda; Insecta; Hymenoptera; Apidae
Source: the annotation of a GenBank genome assembly